CAUCCAGAUCAGGGCAGCGGGUUUUUAGGGGCUGGAAUAAAGUUGUGCCAACGUGAAAAGCAAAUUUCUAUGACUGGUUCCUACCUGUCAGAGUACUGUGGCAGGAAAGGUUAUGGAUGCCCGUGUUUUUCUGUGGCCUGCUCGUUUUGCCCCCAUGGAUCUCAUAGGAUGGCUGAUAAUUUCCCCCCCUUGAAGUUGGCACCCCACCCUCCAGCCUGAGAUGACUUCAGAAGGAAAGUCAGCCUCUAGCAAGCUGUCCAAGUAAACGGUGCGCCCUGGAACAAUGUGCUCUCUGUUUGGACUUGAUGCAGUAAAGGCAUGCGCGUGCACAAAAGCAGAUUGCGGUGUACUUUCCACUGUGGGCAGGAUCAGUUAUGUGAGCAAGACAUAAAGUUUGGGAGCUGCCCUUCAGGCUAAUAUGGGAUCAUAAAAAACAAAAAUAAAUAAAGCCGUCAGAAGUCAGCUGAAGAAUCAAGGUCAUCUUUUCAGGAAGUGGAGCCGUGGCUAAUCCAAGGGCAUAACCACAAGUCCAAGGGCCAAACGGAAGCCAGGACCCUCAAAGUUGACCAGACAUGCAGAAAUAAGUGAUCUAACCUAUGCAGAACCGAAUCAAAAGGGCUUUUUGUACAGGAAACAGGGCUGCACAGGACAUUCAGGUUCUGAAAGGAGGGUUUGGGGCUGUAAACUAUGUAGCCACUGGUGGUGAACAUGGCUGCGGGAAGCCAGCAGCACCAAAAGCCCAGGAGGAGGGGGAUGAGGCCACUGGAGACCGAAGAGCCGCUUGAAUGUGUGGGCCGGCAGCUGACUGAGCCAGGGAAGUUUGCUUAUGCGGCUCUCUGUGCCAUAUCGCUGGCGUCGCUGUUUCCCGAACCAGAAGACAGCCCCUACAGGACAGAAGUCAUCAGGAGCCUUGUCCAGUGGUUGGAGCUCUCGGAAGCCGUCUUGCCUGCCAUGCUGGCACUUGCAGGUGGCUUGGGAGGCGAGGGGACAGACACUUUUGUCCAGAUCCUCUUGAGGGAGCCUGCCUUGAAUGAGAACCCUGAGGUCAUCACGCAGGAUCUUGUGGCCUUUUCUCUGAAGGAGGGCAGCUACGACGCCCGGGCGCGGGUGCUCCUUGCUCAUGUCACGCGUCUGCUGCAGAUUCCUGUGGUGGAGCUGGAGGCCUCAGAGGACCUUCUCCUGGAAUACCUGAAUGAAGAAGUAGAAGAAGAAUCUGAAACGGCAGAGGCAUCACGGAAGAAGAAGGAGAGACGGAAACGGCUAAAGAGGUACCUGCUGAUUGGCUUGGCCACUGUCGGAGGUGGAACAGUGAUAGGGCUGACUGGGGGGCUUGCUGCCCCUCUGGUGGCGGCCGGAGCAGCAACCAUUAUCGGAAGUGCUGGGGCGGCCGCUCUGGGCUCAGUGGCUGGGAUUGCGGUCAUGGCGUCUCUGUUUGGUGCUGCUGGAGCCGGACUCACAGGGUACAAGAUGAAGAAGCGCGUCGGGGCAAUUGAAGAGUUUGAGUUCCUCCCGUUAACGGAAGGGAAGCAGCUCCACGUCACCGUGGCUGUCACUGGCUGGCUGUCCACGGGGAAGUUCGGGAGUUUUACAGCUCCUUGGACCAGCUUGCUGCGUUCCAAAGAACAAUACUGCCUAGCCUGGGAGUCCAAAUACCUCAUGGAACUGGGCAACACCCUCGACUCUCUGUUGAAUGGAUUAGUCAACAUGGUGGCCCAGGAAGCCCUGAAAUACACGGUCUUGGCAGGUAUUGUCACAGCCCUCACCUGGCCGGCUUCGCUGCUCACCGCUGCCAGUGUGAUCGACAACCCCUGGGGAGUGUGUUUGCAUCGCUCGGCUGAAGUAGGAAAGCACCUGGCUCAGAUUCUGCUCAGCCGGCAGCAGGGCAGGCGACCUGUGACUUUGAUUGGCUUCAGCCUGGGUGCCAGAGUGAUCUACUUCUGCCUCCAGGAGAUGGCCAAGGAGAAAGACUGUAAAGGGAUCAUUGAAGAUGUGGUCUUGCUGGGGGCACCCGUAGAAGGAGAAGCCAAGUCCUGGAAGCCGUUCACCAAGGUGGUUGCGGGCAAAAUCAUCAAUGGCUAUUGCAGAGGGGACUGGUUGCUCAGUUUUGUCUACCGGACGUCCUCCAUUCAACUCAACAUCGCGGGGCUCCAGCCAGUGAACCUGGAGGACAGGAGGAUGGUGAAUGUGGAUCUCUCUUCCGUGGUGAGUGGCCACUUGGACUACAUGAGGCAGAUGGACACAAUCCUAAAGGCUGUGGGCGUCAAAACCAAGGAAUUCUGCCCGGAGAAAGAGGGAACUCUCACUGGUCUUUCCACCAAGGUCUCAGAAAGUCCGGAGCUGGCACAGCACAACGACGCUCCCGCAGAGUUGCUGGCACAAGAGGAGGCUGAGGAUGUUGUGCAGGAUGCCCGCUGGUUAUGGGAUCCAGUUUCGAAUUGUGACUUAGGUCCGCAGGACUCGUCACCAGGGCUGGAUGCUGAACUAAGAGAGAACUCACAAGCCCAAGAGCAGCAGAACCAACUUGGGGGAGAAAAACCUUUCCUCACUGACACUUCAUGCUCUUCUGAUCAUUCUCAGAUAACUGGUCAGGUUGCCUGCGCUACCCAUCCUCUUUCCCCAUCAUCCAGAUAACAUUUGAUACAGCCACAGCAUGAUGGUAACUGUAGUCUUGGCAUGGACUGUUCCAAACAGCAAUUCAUUGCCACCACAUUGCAGAAACUUCCGGAAUGCCUUGCCUGGGGCAUGAUAACACAUUUUUGUGCAGGAUCAGGUCACCUGCUUAGGUUGGCCUUCCACCCCCAGCAGUUUGCUGAUUCUGAGAAGGUUGUGAAGCGGGUCAGGAUGUGGCCACCAUCCCCUGGAAAUGAGAAGCGUCUUGCACCUGAACCUAAGGGCUCCACAGUCCACGACUGCGCUUAAUCCGUUAAAAAGUAAUUUCAGCCUACUGGUUAUUGCCAUAACUUAUGGCAGUCAAUUCCAUAAGUUAAUUGCAUAUUCUGUACUUUUGUCAAUGCCAAAACUUCUGUAAGGCAGCUACAUUGGAUGUCUGAAUUAUACUAUUAAUAGAGACAGAGGGGGAAA
Sphaerodactylus townsendi is the source of this 3081-nucleotide messenger RNA. It is a transcript of the gene TMCO4, whose product is annotated as transmembrane and coiled-coil domains 4. The transcript is spliced from 14 exons. The coding region runs from base 709 to 2631 and encodes 640 amino acids. The record is from RefSeq and is a predicted model, not a curated record. Lineage: Eukaryota; Metazoa; Chordata; Lepidosauria; Squamata; Sphaerodactylidae.